AUGGUGGUGAAGCUCUCAAAAGCGGAGAAGAAGGUCCGCUACGACAAGAAGUUGUGCUCGCUUCUAGACGAGUACGGGAAGGUCCUAAUCACCGCCGCCGACAAUGUUGGGUCCAACCAGCUCCAAAGCAUCCGCAGGGGCCUCCGCGGUGACUCCGUCAUCCUCAUGGGCAAGAACACCCUCAUCCGCCGCUGCAUCCGCUUCCACACCGAGAAGACAGGCAACAAGGACUUCCUCAACCUCCUCCCCCUUCUCGGGAAUGUGGGAUUGAUAUUCACAAAGGGCGAUCUUAAGGAAGUUAGCGAGGAGGUUGCCAAGUACAAGCUAUUUUAUGUUGGAUAUUACAAUGAUCAGAGUUUUGGGUCAAGUGAUCAAUAUUUGUUGGUUGAGGUUUUCCAUUUUGCAAGCAUUGAUAAUGAGAAGGCAGUCAAGCUUUAUGAAGUUCCACUCGUGAAAUUCUUGGAGCAGAAAUAG
Molecule: messenger RNA, 474 nt
Organism: Zingiber officinale
Lineage: Eukaryota; Viridiplantae; Streptophyta; Magnoliopsida; Zingiberales; Zingiberaceae
Product: 60S acidic ribosomal protein P0-like
Exons: 4
Coding region: 1-474 (157 amino acids)
Biological process (GO): ribosomal large subunit assembly; cytoplasmic translation
Cellular component (GO): cytosolic large ribosomal subunit
Molecular function (GO): large ribosomal subunit rRNA binding; structural constituent of ribosome
Source: RefSeq, a predicted model, not a curated record